UGUGGGGCUUUUUUACAGUUGCCUCACAGAGCUCAUGAGCCCCUUGUGUGUGUUCCUCUUAUUUGGUGGAAAACCUUGAAGGGACUACUUAAAGAUGCUGAAGAAACUGAAUUUAAAUGAGUGCAAAGUAAGUAACCAGGCUGUGUUCAUGCCUCACAGGACUCUGCAGGGGCUGUGGGAGGCAGGCAGGUCCUCAGCAAGGCAAACCAAAAAGCUCCCAAGUCAGAAACAAGAACCACACCGUGCUGCUGCAUGGAAGCAGGAAUCCCUUGGAGGCAGUUUGCAGAUCUGUGAGUAAAUCUGUCCCCUCACAGCUGCUCUCUGAGGCUGCGCUUCUCAUCCGUGAGAGCACAGAGGGUACAAAGCAGAGGCCGUGUGGGCACGCAGGGACAGCAAACCCCUCUGAAUUCCAGCAGAUGUUUUGGGUUGACAAUGGGAACAUUAUAUGCCUGUUUAUUCCUUUAUCUCAGGAAGAAAUACCAUUUGGCAACAAUUUGUUCCCUGGCAGUGGGAAUGAAUUGCUGGCCUGAUUGAGCCUUGUGAGAGGAGAGGAGUGCCAUCCUACAGGAGCUUUGCAAUGCCAGCAGUGUUUGUGCUGGCAGAGCACGUGCACACCUGUGCACACACCAUCCUAUGGGCCCACCUCACCAUAUCACUGUGCUGGUGCUGAUCUGUGCUGAUGGCUUCAAGCAUUUUUCCACCAGCAUCUCCCAAUGUGAUCUCAUGUCCUCUGGUCAGCAGUGAUUCUUAUUCCUUGUGCUCAGCCACGUGGAAGCAUCAGGCCAUAACACAACUGCCCAUGUGCACCUUGUUGUGCUUUUUUGCCACCCCUAAGACAUUCUGUGCCUUCUGCGUUGUCACGGCUGCAGCCAUGAUAGAGAAUUGCAGCAAAGACAUUGGUGAGGACUCAGUGCUGAACAUAUUGGAGGUUUCUAAGGAAGCGAUGACUUCAGACUGGCUUCUCAAAGCCUCCUACAAUUCUCAGGCCGUAAUAUUCACCACAUAGCUUCUGCCUGUCCCCAUUUGCAAUGAUCAGCAGUCCUGCACACUGCUUGCAUGCUACCUUCAAUCUCUGACCCAUUCUCUUCAGGUCUGUGUUCCUGUCCAAAUCUAAUCACUAAGUUGUAGUUUGUGGUUACAGUACCGGUUUGAGAUUUCGAGUCAGAGAAGGAGGAUUCCUUUGACAGGGAUCAUCAUUUCCUCUUGAUUGCACAAUUAAAACGUGUUUUCCAAACCAUGACGUGUUGCGUGAUCAAAUGCAAACUAACCCCAAUCCGAUGUGGUGUUUAUUUUAAGUGAAUGAAAUAUGACAGCUUUGUUUAGCUCAUCGUUGGAGGGGCAGAUAGUGAGUACUUGGUGCCAGGAGGCUUCAAGGAAGCACAUGCUGAAUCAGAAGUCCUACAGUUACGUGACCCUGAGCACUGGUCUGGUCUGAACACCCUUGUGUCACAUCAGCUUUAUGCCCAAGGGGUUAUUUUGCACCAUCUGGCUUUGUGCUAGAUCAAAUACGGUUUCUGUUGUUGUAGCUAACGGGAGACCAGAGUCUAUUCAAAAUAAUACACUUGGCUAAUCCAACAGAAAUAUGAUUAUUUGCUCAUUCCUGCUCCAGAUCAUAUCUGCACUGAUGGGUGAUUUAGAAACACAAAAAAUAGUGAUGGUGGAGACAUGGCUAGAGAGCCAUGAACGAGCUGGACCUGAUGAUCUUUUUACAUUGGGCAGGAGAGACAAUAGGAAUGUCCACCUCCAAGUAGGUACUUAACUUUUAAGCAAGUAAUUGAGAGAGAAAUCCCACUCAACAUGGAAUAAUGUGUCAGGGAGUCAUUGGAGACAGAGAAAUCAGGGUUAUUUAACUGUAUGUUUUGCAUGCUAUAGUGCCUUCCUGGGUGCUCAUCUGAGCUUAAUGAAAAGAAAAAAAAGAAACAGCUGGAGUUCUAUGGUAGAGUGCCAAAUGGCCCAUUUCAAGCAGCAAGUUCAUUUAAGUGCUGUCUGGGAGUGCUGUGCUGUUCCUGUGCUUGGCAGGAAUCUCAAGACUAAUACCUCAGAGGAUUAGAGAGCAUCAUUGAACGUUAAACAAGAUCCAGGCUAAGCGGUGUGCACCACUGAGCUUGUGCUCUGGAGGAAGCUAUUACUUGCUGAUCUGGAAAAAAAAAAGAUUGCAAUGGUCCUGGCUCAGCCCUUCACCAUCUAAUGUGUGUGCCAAAACUCGCAGCCCGGCAGUAGGCGCACGCUGACCACCCUGCAGAGCAGCCCCAGCUGCAGUCACCAACACUGGACCCGCUCUGCUGUACUGUUCAUGGCAAAGUCCCAUCACUUAACGGGAGAGAAUGGCUUCCACUUCUCCCAGCCACUCGUCUUCCCCAGUCCAUCCCCUGUGGGUGAGGACAGCUCAGCCUUCGAUUCGGCAAGUGGGACUCCACUGAGCAAUGGCACUCCCAGCGGUGCCGAGUCCUGCGAACUGCCCCUCUGUGAGGCCAAAGGCAUUAAAUACAUCUCAGCCGAGCAGGAGGAGCUGGCAUGUGGCUGGGGAGGAUUCACCCCCGGUUGCUUGCAGCUCUUCAACACUUCCAAGGGCGUUUUGUUCUUCCUCUGCGUUGCUUCCUUCCUGCAAGGCAUGACGGUGAACGGCUUCAUCAACACGGUCAUCACCUCCAUCGAGCGCCGCUUUGACCUGCGCAGCUACCAGAGUGGGCUGAUUGCCAGCUCCUACGACAUCGCUGCCUGCCUCUGCCUCACCUUCGUCAGCUAUUUUGGGGGGAAUGGCCACAAGCCACGGUGGCUGGGCUGGGGUGUGCUGGUGAUGGGCUUGGGCUCCCUGCUCUUCGCUUUGCCCCACUUCACCACGGGUCGCUAUGAGGUGCGCUCCUCAGCUGAGGUGGGCAUCUGCGCUGCCAACCAGAGCCUGCCCUGCGCUGUGGCUGCCUCCAGCCUCUCCAGCUACAGGUUCGUCUUCAUGCUGGGGCAGUUCCUGCACGGGAUGGGAGCCACGCCGCUCUAUACGCUUGGCGUCACCUAUUUAGAUGAAAACGUCAAGACUAACUACUCCCCUGUGUACAUUGCUGUUUUCUACACUGCUGCAAUCCUUGGGCCUGCAGCGGGUUAUCUGGUAGGAGGAAUGUUUCUAAAUAUUUAUACUGAAAUUGGCAGAGAGACCGACAUCUCCCCAGAGAACACACUAUGGGUGGGGGCAUGGUGGAUCGGCUUUCUGGGUGCUGGAGCUGCCUCACUCCUCAUCUCCAUCCCCAUCCUGGGCUACCCCCAGCGCCUCCCAGGGUCCCAGAGGUAUAUUGUUAUGAGGGUGUCGGAGGCUCAUCAGCUGAAGGAUGGGAGCCACAAAAAAGCAUCAGAUCCAGACUUUGGGAAAACAGUUAAAGACCUACCUCGAUCAGUAUUGCUGCUCCUGAAGAAUCCCACCUUCAUCUUCCUCUGCUUAGCGGGAGCGACAGAAGCCACUCUCAUUGCUGGGAUGUCCACGUUUGGACCCAAGUUUUUGGAGUCUCAGUUUAGUUUAAGUGCCUCUGAAGCUGCUACUCUUUUUGGCUAUCUGGUUGUGCCGGCUGGAGGUGGAGGCACAUUCCUGGGAGGAUUCCUUGUGAAUAAAUUUAAACUCCGCUGCUCAGGAAUCAUCAAAUUGUGUUUACUUUGCACGGUGUCAAGUCUGCUAGCUAUUUUCAUCUUUUUCAUUCAUUGCCCUAACAUGCCAAUGGCAGGAGUAACCCAGAUGUACAACGGAAGCACUUUGCCCGGCAGCCAACUGAACCUGACAGCAGUGUGCAAUGCAGAGUGCGGCUGCCUGCAGGAGACCUACAGCCCUGUUUGUGGAAGUGAUGAUGUUAUGUAUUAUUCUCCCUGUCAUGCUGGGUGCAGAAAAGUGUCUGAAAACCUCCGGAAUGGCAAGAAGGUCUAUGGUGAGUGUAGCUGCAUUGAGAAAACUCUCCUGCUUGGUCCUGGUGAGGCAGAAGCAGGGAAAUGCACUUCCCCUUGUGCAAAAAGGACCCUGCUGCUCUUCUUCAUGUUUGUGGUGAUCCUCUUCACCUUCCUGAGCAGCAUUCCUGCCUUGACUGCAACACUACGGUGUGUCUCCGACAGGCAAAAGUCGUUUGCACUUGGGAUCCAGUGGAUCGUGGUCCGAACUCUAGGAGGUAUCCCUGGCCCCAUUGCAUUUGGGUCAAUGAUCGACAAAUCCUGCCUGCUCUGGCAGGACCAGUGUGGUGAGCAAGGCUCCUGCUAUGUGUACCAGAACUCAGCCAUGAGCCGCUACACCCUGGUCACAGGGCUGGUCUACAAGGUGCUUGGAACAACCUUCUUCACCAUCGCCUGUGUGCUGUACAAACCACCACCGACAGAAUCAGCCCCUGGCAGCUCAGACACAUCAGAAAAUGCCAAUGGGGACCUCCAGGAAACCAAACCUUCGCUCCCAACUGAGGAGGAUAUAUGAAGCUGUGCACAUGCCAGUGACUUUCUUAGUCUCAAGAAUACGACAAAAAGACGUUAUGAAGCCCCAAAGUUUUUAAUUAUUAGUAAUAUUAUCACUUUUUUUACUUCAAGAUAAAUAAUUUAAUUAAUCACUGAUGUGCUUGCUAUUUUACUUAACAGCGGAAGCACAUUCCAAGUUGUGUGCUGAUGCAAUAUGCAGUUAUUUAAUUCUAUUUAAAUAAAGGGCUACCGUAGCUUUAUUCUCUGUCUGUGACAAGCAAGGACCAUGAUCUCCAUGAGUGGAAACAGACACCAGUAACUCCAAUGGAGUGAGUGGGGUUGAAGUCACUAGAGGAUCCGGUCCGUAAUAUCUCAGUUGUAAAGUCGACUGUAGCAAAACUUCCCACGAGACUUCCUUGCCUGGAAAGACACCUGCUGUCCUGCAACCUGCAUUGCAAAGACAACCGGCCCUUAAACUCCUGGAUGCAAAGCAGACAGCCCAGCCAAGCACUGUCUUCCUGCAAAACAGAUUGACAUCAGUUCGUGCUGGCAUCCUCCAACCUUGUUUAGAAGCAGAGCAUCUAGUUAUGCAAGCUGGUAUUCCUGUGCAAUGGGAGAUAGGUUUGGGAUGAGGUUUGUCCAACAGAUCCAUCAGUACAGGCAGAGAUCCCUGGGAGCUGCUCAGUACUGUACUUUGCUGCCUCAUUUCCUGCAGGGUUUACGCUGUGGUGAUGCAUCAUUUUUUUGGUGGUGUUGCUGAGGGGUGAUGCCUUUUGUAAUGGACUGUGCAAAACUUGAUCGUGUAUCUUGCUGUUUGUUGGAUGCAGGAGGAUGUGAGAUAUGGAUCUGUGUGGUGCUUCUCUUCGGUUGCCCUGUACGAUGUUGGUUAUGGGUACAUGCAAAAAGUCAGAAUGGAUUUAUUUUUCUCUUGACUGCUAAAUUAAGGGGGAGCUCACCGUAAUGACAGACUGCUUUGUGGAAAGGGGAUGCUGACCUGUACCCAGUGUGGUGCUUCAGGCAGAAAGGGCAGGGUUCCCAAAGUGGCCUGUGGGUGUACACCUGCAAUACUGACCAGAGGUAAAGAGGGGGGAAUUUCAGCAUCCACCAGGAGUUUCCCUGGCUUCCCCAGCAGCCCCCAUCAGGUCAGAGGCUCCAUCUCCCUGCAUUUGAACAACCUCAAGGUACAGGUACAACUAUGGAGGAUGGGGAGGGCUGUGGGUAGCCCUGGAGGUGCUGCACUGAAUCUUCUGUUGAACAGGACAUAUGUUACUGAGCUGCAUUGCUGGCACUGCUCUGUGCCAGGUGCUGCAUUUUUUUCCUUUGGCUGCUUAAACGUUGUCAGCUGGUGCAGCAUGAUGAUGAAGGGCACGAUGAGUACAGAAUGCAGGAGAGCCCUGCUGUCCCAGAGGGUCAGGCUUGAACACACAGAUGCAGGAAUUGACCUCAGCAUCACCCAGACAUUCACCAAAGGCUUCUUCACAACCUGGCCUGGUUUUGGAGGCACCUGCAGACAUGAGUUUCUCUCCCCUCUUUGCCCUUCCCUACUUACAGAUGUUUGGGGUACAAGCAGGGUUCUCAAAAGGGGAAAACGCAUGAAUGUAUUUUGGGAACAUGUUUUAUGUAUGAUGUAUUUAUGAAUGGUAGAAAUUUUUUUUAAUAUAUAAAUAUAUAUACAGACAUCACAA
Coturnix japonica (Japanese quail) is the source of this 6098-nucleotide messenger RNA. NCBI's taxonomy places the organism in Eukaryota, Metazoa, Chordata, Aves, Galliformes, Phasianidae. The record is from RefSeq and is a predicted model, not a curated record.